GUUUUGUUAAUAAUAAUAAUAAUAAUUUUGAAAAUUUCAUAAAUCUGAAUAGAUUAUUAAAGUUCAUAUAACUUUUAAAUAAAUUUGGUCAUCAAUAAUGCCAAUGUUGAACACUGAAUUUACUAUCAAUCUAAGUGAACCAAUUAAACCGGGUAAAGUUACCAUCGGUUAUUUUGAUGGUAUACAUCCAAGUAUCGUUGCUGUAACUAGAUCAGAUAAAAUAUUUGUUCAUAAUCCACACAAUCGUUCAUUCUACGAUCCAAACGAUUUACAACAACAACAAUCGAAAUCGAAUAGAGAUUCGACAAAUGAUGGAAUUCGAUUGGCUCAACACUCUUCUGCCACUAUCGCUGCUGAUCUUAAUUUUCUUAACAUUAAUCAGACAAUUACUUGUCUUGCUGCUGGUUCGAUUUCGUCGAUUUCAUUAAAAGAUACACUAAACGAUAACGAUAUAGCUCCCCAUAGUGGCAGUGUUGUCAUUACUUCGAAUAAAGAAACAUUGAUCAAUAGUGCUGGAAGUGGCCGUAAAAUUUCUUUAAAGUCCAAAAAUCUACAACAAACUAAUAAGAAUAACGAUAUUCUUAUUGUUGGAACAAAAACAUCAAUCCAUGCUUAUGAUAUUCUACAUAAUUCGGAUCUUUAUUAUAAGGAAAUACCGGAUGGCGCAAAUACACUGGUGAUUGGUGAAUUUGGACAAAUUUUAGAUGGAUCAAAAUUCGCAUUAAUUGGUGGUAAUUGUGCAAUUCACGGAUACGAUCGUGAAGGACAAGAUGCCUAUUGGAUGGUUACUGGUGAUAAUAUCACGGCAAUGGCAUUAGUCGAUAUUGAUAGCGAUCAUCAAAAUGAACUUGUGGUCGGAUCCCAAGAUUGUGAGAUUCAAGUUUUCAAAAAGGAUGCCAUUAUUUGCGAGAUGAGCGAAACAGAUUGUGUUACACAUUUAUGUUCGCUUGGACCUACAUUGUUUGCUUAUGCUUUAUCUAACGGUACUGUUGGUGUCUAUCAAAACAAGGAGAGAGUUUGGAGAAUCAAAUCAAAAAAUCAGGCGAUGACAUUGUUUGGUGCCGAUAUUAAUAAUAAUGGUCAAAUGGAACUACUAACUGGCUGGUCGAAUGGAAAAUUAGACAUUCGAAUCGCCAUGACUGGAGAGGUUUUAUACCGUGAAAAUUAUAAAUGUUCUGUUGCUGGCAUCAUGAUUGCCGAUUAUAAUAUGGACGGAAAGGAUGAAUUGAUUGUAUGUACUGUCGCUGGUGAUGUCUAUGGUUAUCGAAUGGAAAAUCAAGAAGAAAGCCAUCAACAAAUUAAUUUUAAUAUAGAACAAGAUACAAUAAGAGAUUUGAUGAAGAGAAAGCAAACAUUGAUGCAAGAACUUCGUAAUUAUGAAGAGAAUGCGCGCAUACAAAAUUUAGCCGAUCCAUUAGUGAUGAAUAAAGGAAAAGUUCUAACAGAAAAAGGUGAUCAUUUUGGAGCCAUACCGGCUAGCACGAAAUUACGAUCAUCGUUGAUUCUCCAAUCAUGUAAUGAUUCUCUUCCGGAUUUCAUCGAGUUACGUUUGGAAACAACUAAUAAUACACGUAUACGAGCCGCAAUAAUAUUUGCCGAAGGAAUAUUUAAACAUGAAUCGAUUGUUAUUUAUCCACCAGAAUCAGAAGUUAGCAAUAUGAUUGGUGUUCCAUUAAAGCCACCAAAAGAUGUUCCAGUCGAUAUGCAUGUGAAGGCGUUGGUUGGUUUCCGUUCGAGUACUCAUUAUCAUGUUUUUGAACUUUCACGGAGAUUACCACGAUUCUCAAUGUAUAGUUUUAUUCGUAGAAUCUACAUUGGUGAUGAGGAUUCAAAUAACAACAAUGAUGAUUCUAAAUUGACCAUUCCAGGCACCGAUCAAAAAACAUUAGACAUUGGUCGAUCCAAGAUAAAACGGCUCGAAAACCAAAUUCCAGCGGAUAUGAAAUCUUUGCAGAAGAAAAAUUUUAUCGAUGGUUCUCAACUUGGAGAAUUUGGAGAUGAUAGUCGAUUACUUGAAGAAGAUGAUGAAAAUCUGAAAAAAUAUUACGAUCAAAUCAAUGAAAAUGAAAUUAUUAAUGAAGUUGGAUAUGACGACACCAACUUUGAUAGUAUGGCUAUUAAUGCAUUAAACGAUGAAACUGUGGAUAUGAUGUCAAUGAAUCAAAGUACAUUUAAUCAAUCAUUCACAAAUAACAUUGAAGUUCGACAACCUUCAAGCUUUGUGGCUAUUCGUAUGAAUGAACAAAUUGGAAAUUUAAUUCAAUGGAUUACAGGAAAUUUUCUUGUUGAUUUACAAUCGGAAAAUAAUGAAGAAGAACGUCGUUUUGAAUUUAUUUCACUUCGUGAUCAAAGUGGCUUGAUUAUUGAAUUAACUCGAUUUAAUUCGCAAAAUCAAUCAUCAUUCUCGAAUGAUCGGGAUAACAGACAACAAAAUGAUGAGGAUUAUAACUAUUUCGAUACAAUAAAUCCUUUGUCGCAAACAUCGGAUUCACCUGAUUUAUCAUCUAAAUCAUUAAUAACUAUUUAUUCAGAAUCUAUUGAAGUAGCCGGAAAUUGUGUACAAUCAUUAGGCGAGCAUUUCAAAAUUGUUAAUCUUCCCUGUUAUCGAGCUAAUUUCCCCGAUGAAAUUAAUAAACUAAAACAAUUAGUUGAUCGUGUUGAAGAGAUUCAGAGCGUUCGACAACAUUUGGUGGUGGAAGUUGCUGACAAUGCCAAUAUGAUUCGUGCUGCUGUUGUACAAGCAGAAGAUGCCAGACUAACUGAACAAUAUCAAAAGAUGAAACAAAUUUAUAAUGAUUUAGGAAUGAUGAAUAAAGAUAUAAUGCGUGAAUACCAGAUUCGUUGCCAAAAUCAUCAGGAUCUGGUUGAUAGUCUCAAACAGAUUAAUAUUAUUAUACAAAGAGCAUCAAAUCUUCGCAUCGGAUCAUACAAAACGGCAUUCAUUAAUUCCUGCCGUGAAUCCAUCAAACAGAAAAAUUUCUCUCAACUAUUCAAGAUAAUAAAUGAGGAUUAGGAUUUCUCACAUACAAUUUUAUAAUGAUGAAGAUUGAAUAAAAUUUU
Molecule: messenger RNA, 3060 nt
Organism: Dermatophagoides pteronyssinus (European house dust mite)
Lineage: Eukaryota; Metazoa; Arthropoda; Arachnida; Sarcoptiformes; Pyroglyphidae
Product: BBSome complex member BBS2-like
Biological process (GO): non-motile cilium assembly
Cellular component (GO): motile cilium; neuron projection; BBSome
Molecular function (GO): protein binding
Source: RefSeq, a predicted model, not a curated record